Messenger RNA from Miscanthus lutarioriparius, 1827 nucleotides. The record is from the annotation of a GenBank genome assembly. NCBI's taxonomy places the organism in Eukaryota, Viridiplantae, Streptophyta, Magnoliopsida, Poales, Poaceae.
AUGAUGCAUUUUCAGCAAGCAUUGGCACUAGCAGUAUGCAUUUUCAGACAAGUGAAAGCAAGGCCACCAGUGUUGCAUGCUCACCUUGCUGGACAGCAGCCGGUGGUGGGGAUGGAGCAGCAGCAGGCGGUGGAGGUCGUCGAGGACGUCGAGCCGUGGCCGAGCUGCGACGGCGCCAGCGGCAACUACGCGGCCGGCAGCGCCUACGGCAACAACACCCAGCAGCUCAUCCUGGACCUCCAGACGAACGCGUCAGCCUCGCCCGCCAACUUCGCGUCGGGCUUCGUCGGCGCGGGCGCGGGCACCGCCGUCGUCUACGGACUCAUGAUCUGCCGCGGCGACGUCAGCACCAGCGACUGCUUCGACUGCGGCACCCGCGCGUGGCAGGACGUGCAGCCGCUCUGCAACCGCACCCGGGACGCCGCGCUCGUCUACAACCAGUGCUACGUCCGCGUCGCGGGCACGAACUUCCUCGCCUCGCCCAACAACACCGGCAUGGUGCGCGUCGUCGGCGGCGCCACCAUCGCCGGCGGCGUCGACGUCGCCGCCUACGACGCGGCGCGCUCAGGCGGCUGCUCAACGCCACCGCGCAGUACGCGGUGGACAGCAGCUCGCCCCGUCGUCGUCGUCGCCGAGUCUCUACUUCGCGGUGGGGCAGCUCGUGGGGCUCGACCCGCGGGUCCCCAACAUCUGGUCCCUGGCGCAGUGCGCGGGGGACCUGACGCCGGCGCAGUGCCGGAGGUGCCUGGACGACCUGAUGGCACUGUGGUGGAACGAGAGGGUUCAAGCCCGACGGGGCAAGCGCGAGGUAAAAAUAAUUCAGAGGGCAAGCUUUUUGGAAUCAUAUUGCCUAUAGUGUUUGUUGUUGUAGUAACUGCCAUAGCCCUAUAUGUUUGUAAAAAGAGAAGAUCUCGAGGAAUAAAGCUACCCCAUGGAACUCAUACGGUUGAGGACUUCGGAAGCAUCAAGUCAACAUUAUUAUCAUUAUCAUCACUACAAGUUGCAACAAAUAACUUUGAUGAAAGCAAUAAACUUGGUGAAGGGGGAUUCGGUGUAGUUUAUAAGGGAGAUCUUUCCGGACAGGAAGUGGCUGUGAAGAGGAUGUCAAAGGGUUCGGGUCAGGGGCUAGAAGAACUAAAAAAUGAACUAGUUCUGGUUGCCAAACUUCACCACAAGAACCUCGUUCGCGUAGAAGGUUUCUGCUUAGAAGAGGGAGAAAGAUUGCUUGUCUAUGAGUACAUGCCCAACAAAAGCCUCGAUACUAUUAUUUUUGACCCCGAGGAAAAAAUGCAGCUAGACUGGAGGAAACGGUUCAACAUAAUAGAAGGAGUUGCUAGAGGAUUACAAUAUCUCCAUGAGGAAUCUCAAAAGAAGAUAAUACAUCGUGACAUGAAAGCGAGCAAUGUUUUGUUGGAUGCAGACAUGAAUCCUAAGAUUGGAGACUUUGGCCUAGCUAGGCUCUUUGAGCAAGAUCAGACUAGAGAUCUCACAAAACACAUUGUCGGGACAUUUGGCUACAUGUCUCCUGAGUACGUGAUGCGUGGGCAGUUUUCCACAAAAUCAGAUGUGUUCAGUUUCGGGAUCCUUGUUAUAGAGAUCGUAACAGGGUGGAGAAACACGGGGCAUUACUUCUAUGAUGAGCAAAAUGAAGAUAUUAUAAGCCUUCAGAGUCCCAUGGACCGACCUACGAUGUCUGAUGUCAUGGUGAUGCUCAGUGGUGAUGAUACUAGUUCUCUACCACCUGCUGCGAGACCCACAUUUUUCUUGGAUAGAAGCACAGUUUACUCCUAUAAUUCAUGUACUAUUACGCAUCUGUCUGCCAGAUAG